Molecule: messenger RNA, 350 nt
Organism: Staurois parvus
Lineage: Eukaryota; Metazoa; Chordata; Amphibia; Anura; Ranidae
Source: the annotation of a GenBank genome assembly
CGGCGAUCUCCGUGAUCGCUGUCCUACGGACACAGCUGAUCACGAGAUGUGGUAAAAGGCCGAUCACAGCGGCCUUUUACCACAUGAUCAGCGGUGUCCAAUGACACGCUGAUCAGAGGGAAAUGCAAGUGCCGGGCACUGAUGAUCAGUGCCCUGAUGAUCGGUGCCCAGCAGUGCCACCCACAAGUUCCGCCCACCUGUGCCCAGCAGUGCGCCCACUAGCUCCGCCCACCAGUGCCCAGCAGUGCACCCACCUGUGCCCAGCAGUGCCCCCACCUGUGCCACUCUGCAGUGCCACCUACCUGUGCCCAGAAGUGCCACCUACAUGUGCCCACCAGUGUCCAGCAGUG